Penicillium cataractarum is the source of this 960-nucleotide messenger RNA. Its product is annotated as hemolysin III family protein. The coding region runs from base 1 to 960 and encodes 319 amino acids. The transcript has a single exon. NCBI's taxonomy places the organism in Eukaryota, Fungi, Ascomycota, Eurotiomycetes, Eurotiales, Aspergillaceae. Gene Ontology annotation, molecular function: signaling receptor activity. The record is from RefSeq and is a predicted model, not a curated record. Gene Ontology annotation, cellular component: membrane.
AUGUCUCGCCAACGCCGUCCUGUUCAGGAGAAGACUUCAAGAUCGGAAUUACAGACAUCUACAGUGGCCAAUGCAGUCUUAGAGGUACCGCCCAAGGUGGUGAAAAGGUUGCUUCAUUGGGAUGAUUUGCCUCAUUGGCAACGCGAUAACCAUCACAUCCACACCGGUUAUCGUCCAGCGUCAUCUUCGUUCCUGGGCUCGUUCCAUUCUCUGAGCUACCUCCACAACGAGUCUGUGAACAUAUAUACGCAUCUACUACCGGGGCUAGCGGCCAUUCCGGCCUGGUAUCAGCUUCACCGAGUUCUCGCACCCCGUUAUCAGACUGCAGAUGAUUCGGAUAUCGCGGCUUUUGCCUGUUUCUUUGCCGGGGCAGCUUUCUGUCUGGGCAUGUCCGCCACCUACCAUACCAUCUCAAAUCAUUCCCCUCGUGUGGCACGAAUCGGCAAUGCUCUCGACUACAUCGGUAUCGUCGGUCUUAUCGUGGGUAGCUUCGUGCCCAGCGUCUUCUACGGAUUCUACUGUCUUCCCACGCUUCAACAUCGAUACUGGACCAUGAUCUGUACUAUCGGGCUAGGCUGCGUGUGUGUAUCUAUCAUCCCCUCGUUCCGAACUCCCCGCUGGCGACCCUUCCGUGCAGCCAUGUUUGUCGGGAUGGGCCUGUCGGCCGUCUUCCCCGUGCUCCACGGGGUGACCCUCUUCGGGGUUGAGCGCAUGCUCCAACAAAUUGGCCUUGGCUGGCUACUGCUCCAAGGCUUUUUGUACAUUCUCGGUGCGAGCAUCUACGCGGCACGCGUGCCGGAACGGCUGUGGCCGGGCAAGUUUGAUCUCUUUGGCCAUUCGCAUCAGAUUUUCCAUGUGCUUGUGGUAUGUGCUGCAGUGGCCCAUCUAACAGGGUUGCUGAAGGCAUUUGACUAUCGCCACAGCGGGAGUGCCGAGGUUUGUCAGAUUCCACGCGGCUGA